Messenger RNA from Clunio marinus, 207 nucleotides. Lineage: Eukaryota; Metazoa; Arthropoda; Insecta; Diptera; Chironomidae. The record is from the annotation of a GenBank genome assembly.
AUGCAUUCACAUUUUGCUGUUGUUCAACAUAAAUCGCUAAUUCAUCACAUCAUAAAAAUGUUAGAAUUUCGUUUUACAGAUUCUGUUACAAAGCUGACAACUGAAUUUUAUACACAACAGCAGAAAGGCGAGGAGAACGAGAAGGAAGAGACUGUAAUAUUCAGUGGAUUAUUUAUCUAUGACGUCAAUCGAAACAUGUCGGAAUAA